CAGCUAUGUCAAAGGAUAAGGAAAUUCCAAGCCCACCUCCAGAGUGGCCGGAAGAAAUGUUAAUUUAAACAUAUAUCGGAAAAGUCUGGAGGAGAAGUCAUCAUGAGAAGGAACCUCUAGGACACUGGUAGAGUACUUAAUAUUCGGACAAACCAACCCACAGAAGGCCCUCUUGUUGACUGAUUACAUGGAUAUACGGUGUGGAUGGACUAGCGCCUGCAUGAGGGAUUUGCCCUCCCCUCCUGCUGCCUGAGGUCAACCCAACACAACGCCACCUUGAUAAGUCUGGCUUAGCUGGCCACUUGAGUUUCAAUGCUCCACGCUGCUCUAAGAUGAGGGUAUGGAAAGAGAUCAUCCUCGCCUUCAUCCUGUUUGGUGCCUCGUUUUUCCUCCUGCUUAUGAAAAGCAUGUCACCUGUUGGGUCCUCCUACCCAAAGGCCUUAGGGAUUUCAUCAGACCCUUCCUCACAGCCACCAGCCACAUCAUCCUCAUCUUCACUCUCAUCAACCUCGGCAAGGAAGCCAGCGCUGCGCCGAGCGGUCAGAGCCACGGAGGACAUGGGCUUUCUUCUCUCCGAAUUCUCGUACCUCUUCCAAAGUUUCACUGAGGGCGAGCUGAAGAAAGUGAUUGCGACCCUGGUGGACCGUAAGGAGAGGAGGAUCAGAGCCGAGACGGGACGGAGAACCAAACGAGCACGGAAGGGCCCGAAGCCGUGUUCUCUACACGAGAUCGAGCUCACGGUGAGCGAGCUCGGGCUCGGGUACGAGAGCGACGAGACGGUGCGCUUCAGGUACUGCAGCGGGAAGUGCAUCCACGAACGACGCAACUAUGACAUUGUAAUGGAGCACAUGCAGUUAUAUAACGGCUCCAGUGAGAAAGGCCGGCGAGGACGGGAUAAUGGAAAAAAAGACAAGGCGCGCUACGCCCCAUGUUGUCGCCCUACGAAGUUCGAGAAGAAAAUGUCUUUCUUUGACAACAAGGACAAAUUCUACACCAUCCAGAACGUCUCUGCGAGAGCAUGCGGUUGUGUAUGACAUUCCGGUAACUAUGGAAACGUCAGGGAGAAUGUCUAUACAUUACCAUGGCAACAGAGAAUGUUUCAGAAUUCCGUGGUAACCAUAGGAGCUUUGGAAAAGGCCAAAUAACCAUGGAACUAUUAGAGAACGUAGGGCAAAUUGCAAUUUCGAAAAAGAUGCUGAGAGGGAUCCACAAUGCCACCAUGGAAAAAGUGAAAGCUACAGAAAAGUGAUACACAAAACACAAAAGACAAGGCCUGAAUUGUCUAAAGCCU
Sinocyclocheilus anshuiensis is the source of this 1291-nucleotide messenger RNA. RefSeq lists its product as uncharacterized. The record is from RefSeq and is a predicted model, not a curated record. NCBI's taxonomy places the organism in Eukaryota, Metazoa, Chordata, Actinopteri, Cypriniformes, Cyprinidae. The transcript has 3 exons. Gene Ontology annotation, molecular function: growth factor activity; glial cell-derived neurotrophic factor receptor binding; receptor tyrosine kinase binding. The coding region runs from base 333 to 1034 and encodes 233 amino acids.